Molecule: messenger RNA, 2000 nt
Organism: Daucus carota subsp. sativus
Lineage: Eukaryota; Viridiplantae; Streptophyta; Magnoliopsida; Apiales; Apiaceae
Product: RNA polymerase II C-terminal domain phosphatase-like 4
Exons: 9
Coding region: 61-1449 (462 amino acids)
Cellular component (GO): nucleus
Molecular function (GO): RNA polymerase II CTD heptapeptide repeat phosphatase activity
Source: RefSeq, a predicted model, not a curated record
UUUCACACAGUUACACACAACUGCAAAUCUCUCACAAACCAGACCUUCAUUAUCACUCAGAUGAGUGUUGUAAGUGAUUCUCCGGUGCACUCGUCCAGCAGCGGCGAUGAUUUCGCGUCGUUUCUCGAUGCGGAGUUGGAUUCGGCUUCCGAUACGUCUCCGGAGCCUGGGGACGAGGAUGAUGAGAAUGAGAACGAUGAAAAUGAGAAUGAUUACGACUCGGAAUUGUUUAGUACUAAAAAGCAGAAGGUGGAGUUAUCUGAUAAGGCUGUAGAUUCUUAUGGCUCUACAUCAAGUGGAACCGGAACUAAAUUGGAAGUAUCUAUCGAAGAGGAUAUCUGCACACAUCCAGGUGUUAUUGGAGGAAUGUGUAUAAGGUGUGGGCAAAAGACUGAUGGUGAACAGUCUGGGGUUGCAUUUGGCUAUAUCCACAAGGAUUUAAGACUUGCUAAUGAUGAAAUUGCUCGAUUGCGCAACAAUGAUUUGAAGAACCUGUUCCGCCAUAAAAAGCUAAAUUUGGUUCUUGAUCUGGAUCACACACUUCUUAACUCAACCCAGUUUAGGCAUAUUAUGCCAGAAGAGGAGUAUCUAAAAGUCCCGCCCGAUUCUCUACCAGAUGCACUGAAGGGAAAUUUGUUCAGACUAGAUUUUAUGCACAUGAUGACCAAAUUAAGGCCUUUUGUGCGGACGUUCUUAAAAGAAGCAAGUAAGUUGUUCGAAAUGUACAUAUAUACAAUGGGUGAACGAGCCUACGCUGUGGAAAUGGCAAAGCUGCUUGACCCAGAAAAUAUCUACUUCAAUUCUAAAGUGAUUGCGCAAGGGGAUUGCACCCAGAGACAUCAAAAGGGUCUUGAUGUGGUUGUGGGGCAAGAUAGUGCUGUUUUGAUCCUUGAUGAUACAGAACAGGUUUGGGCGAAGCACAAAGAAAACCUGAUAUUGAUGGAGAGAUAUCACUACUUUGUUUCAAGUUACCGACAAUUUGGCUUUAAUUGCAAAUCACGUUCUGAACUCAAAUGUGAUGAAAGUGAGGAAGAUGGAGCCCUUGCUACUGUUCUUGAAGUUCUCAAACGAGUUCACUCAAUUUUUUUUGACCCUGAACAAGGGGCUGAUAUUACUAAGAAGGAUGUUAGACAGGUGCUGAAAACUGUCCGAAAGGAAGUUUUGAAGGGCUGUAAGCUUGUUUUCACCAGGGUUUUCCCGGCUAAAUUUCCUGCUGAGAGUCACCACCUUUGGAAGAUGGCAGAGCAAUUGGGAGCCACAUGCUCGAGAGAAGUCGAUCCCUCAGUGACCCAUGUUGUCUCCAUGGACAAAGGAACAGAGAAAUCUCGAUGGGCUGUCCGGGAAAAUAAGUUCCUGGUUCAUCCGGGGUGGAUAGAAGCUGCUAACUAUCUUUGGCGUAAGCAAGCAGAAGAAAACUUUCCUGUUGACGAAGCGAAGCAGACAAAAUGAAUGCAGAUCCAAUGUUGUAACCUUCAAGUUAGAAAUAACAGAGUAGCAAUUAACCUGGUACACCUUUUUGAAUACCAUUAUUCUUACCAUAUAGUCUGAUCUAGCCCAUAUAUAUCUUACUCCCUCUGUCCCAUCCAAUUCUUAUCAUUUGAAAUGGAGUACUCGGCAUGCAUUUUAAAACUCAUAAAUAAUAUAGUUUCAUAACUUAUUUUUUAAAUUUUCUUUUUCUGAAUAAAAAUUUAAACAUUAAACUUUUAUUCAGAAAAAAGAAAUUUAAAAAUAAAUUAUAGAACUAUAUUUUUCAUGAGCCUUAAAAUGCGUGUCGAGCAAUCCCGUCCAAACGAUAAGAAUCGGAGGGGACGGAGGGAGUAGAAGGCAGUGUAUUUCUGAAAGCACUUGGAGGCUGUAAAUAUUUAUCACCUUGAUCCCAAAGCUUGUAGACUUAAAUGACAAGUUUUACACUUGCAUCUGUGUACACAAGUUUCCUUGUCUUACUCUGUGAUAACUAAUUUAAAGCUUAAAGUUAAAAAUAUUCUUUUGUACUCGUUUCA